Messenger RNA from Colletotrichum destructivum, 516 nucleotides. RefSeq names its product Putative V-ATPase proteolipid subunit, F/V-ATP synthase subunit C superfamily. Gene Ontology annotation, molecular function: proton-transporting ATPase activity, rotational mechanism. Gene Ontology annotation, biological process: proton transmembrane transport. Gene Ontology annotation, cellular component: membrane; proton-transporting V-type ATPase, V0 domain. The transcript is spliced from 4 exons. The coding region runs from base 1 to 516 and encodes 171 amino acids. The record is from RefSeq and is a predicted model, not a curated record. NCBI's taxonomy places the organism in Eukaryota, Fungi, Ascomycota, Sordariomycetes, Glomerellales, Glomerellaceae.
AUGGACGACCUCGUCUUCGCAAGCAUGGAUCGUUGCCCAAGUUAUUCUUCCUUCUUCGGCGCCAUCGGCUGCGCGUCCGCCAUUAUCUUUACCGUCUUCGGCGCGUCCUACGGCACGGCCAAGUCGUCCGGCGCCAUCUUCUCCGCGGGCGUGCUCCGCCCGGAGCGCCUCAUGCAGAACACCAUCUGCGCCAUCAUGGCCCAGAUCCUCUCCAUCUACGGCCUUGUCGCCUCCGUCAUUAUCGCCAACGGCCUCGAGGAGAAGCAGCCUCUGCACACGAGUUUUCUUCAGCUCGCAGCCGGCAUCAGCGUCGGCCUCUGCGGCCUCGCUGCCGGUUUUGCUAUCGGCAUCGUUGGCGAUGCGGGAGUAAGAGCCUCGAACCAGCAGCCUCGGUUAUAUGUAGGCAUGAUCCUGAUUCUCAUCUUCGCCGAGGUGCUGGGUCUGUACGGCCUUAUCGUCGCCAUCCUGUUGCACUCAAAGUCCGGGACUGGCGUCACCGACUGUAGCGCGUUCUAA